Molecule: messenger RNA, 453 nt
Organism: Melampsora larici-populina 98AG31
Lineage: Eukaryota; Fungi; Basidiomycota; Pucciniomycetes; Pucciniales; Melampsoraceae
Exons: 2
Coding region: 1-453 (150 amino acids)
Source: RefSeq, a predicted model, not a curated record
AUGGGGGAACCCAGCCCCAAAUUAACUCGCUUCACUACCCAAUCGCUUUUAAGGGUCAAGCAUGUCAUGGACGCGGAAGGCCUGACCAUUCCGGCGUUGGUGCAUUUAUCAAACCAAGCUUCCAACUGGGAUUUUUUUCCAACUUUCAAGGAGGGUACCGGUGUUGAGAAGAUCGUGGACAUAUGCAAGUUCAUCAAACAUAAGAAGUUGACAGUCUUGGGGUACUUGUUGGCACUUCUCGAGCCCAAUCACAUUGAGCUGGCCCCUCAUCGUACUGAAUGGCUCGCCAACGGCACCGAUGACCGCGGGUGGAUCCUGACGCUCCUCCAAAAGAUCAAAGGGAUGAUCUACUCGGCUGGGAACGGCGAAGCGGUAUGGAAGUUGUUCAUUUACAAGGAGAUGGAAGACCUUGAAAUCUAUGUGCCACCGCCGAGUCCGCAGUGGCCUCAUUAA